Messenger RNA from Equus quagga, 1928 nucleotides. RefSeq names its product tubulin beta 1 class VI (gene TUBB1). The record is from RefSeq and is a predicted model, not a curated record. Gene Ontology annotation, biological process: mitotic cell cycle; microtubule cytoskeleton organization. Gene Ontology annotation, cellular component: microtubule; cytoplasm. Gene Ontology annotation, molecular function: GTPase activity; structural constituent of cytoskeleton; GTP binding. NCBI's taxonomy places the organism in Eukaryota, Metazoa, Chordata, Mammalia, Perissodactyla, Equidae. Bases 40 to 1491 code for a protein of 483 amino acids. The transcript is spliced from 3 exons.
AGGCCACGGAGCAGGCGUUUAGGAAAAGAGCCUAAAAGAAUGUCUUGGGAAGGGACAGUCAAGUCGACCCAGGGAAGCAGGUUCAGAAGCUCUCAUUUUCCAUCUUUCUGCUCAAUCUGCUGGCUCACUGGCACCAGCAUGGCCUUUUCCAGGGUCCCUCUGGACACUGACCUUCCCUCUUUCUGCUUUCAGUUCUGGGAGGUGAUUGGUGAAGAGCAUGGGAUUGACUCAGCUGGGAGCUACCACGGGGACUGUGCUGUGCAGCUGGAGAGGAUCAGUGUGUACUACAACGAGGCCCACGGUAAAAAAUACGUGCCCCGGGCAGUCUUGGUGGACCUGGAACCUGGGACGAUGGAUAGCAUCCGAUCCAGCAAAUUGGGAGCUCUCUUUCAACCAGACAGUUUUAUCCAUGGUAACUCGGGGGCUGGUAACAACUGGGCGAAAGGCCACUACACUGAGGGAGCGGAACUGAUGGAAGCUGUCCUGGAUGUUGUGAGGAGGGAGAGUGAGAACUGCGACUGCCUGCAGGGCUUCCAGAUCGUCCACUCCCUGGGUGGGGGGACGGGCUCCGGGAUGGGCACUCUGCUCAUGAACAAGAUCAGGGAGGAGUACCCGGACCGCAUCAUGAACUCCUUCAGCGUCAUGCCCUCCCCGAAGGUGUCCGACACGGUGGUGGAGCCAUAUAACGCUGUGCUGUCCAUCCACCAGCUGAUCGAGAACGCAGACGCCUGCUUCUGCAUCGACAACGAGGCCCUCUAUGACAUUUGCUUCCGCACCCUGAAGCUGACAACUCCCACCUAUGGCGACCUCAACCAUCUGGUGUCCUUGACCAUGAGUGGCAUAACCACCUCCCUCCGGUUCCCAGGGCAGCUCAACGCAGACCUGCGCAAGCUGGCGGUGAACAUGGUACCCUUCCCCCGCCUGCACUUCUUCAUGCCCGGCUUUGCCCCGCUCACAGCCCAAGGCAGCCAGCAGUACCGGGCCCUCUCAGUGGCCGAGCUCACCCAGCAGAUGUUUGACGCCCGCAACACCAUGGCUGCCUGCGACCCCCGCCGUGGCCGCUACCUGACAGUGGCCUGCAUCUUCCGGGGCAAGAUGUCCACCAGGGAAGUGGAUGAGCAGCUGCUCACCGUGCAGACCAGGAACAGCAGUUGCUUUGUGGAGUGGAUCCCUAACAAUGUCAAGGUGGCUGUCUGUGACAUCCCACCCCGGGGGCUGAACAUGGCUGCCACCUUUAUAGGCAACAACACGGCCAUCCAAGAGCUCUUCAAUAGGGUUUCCGAGCAUUUCUCUGCUAUGUUCAGAAGGAAGGCUUUUGUGCACUGGUACACUAGUGAGGGGAUGGAUGUAAACGAAUUUGUGGAAGCUGAAAGUAACAUCCAUGAUUUGGUAUCUGAGUACCAACAAUUUCAAGAUGCCAAAGCGGUUCUAGAGGAAAAUGAAGAGGUCACUGGGGAGGCAGAAAUGGAAGCAGAAGACAAGGAGCAUUAAGCACAAGGCGCUGCGGGCGGAAGCUGCAGGGUGCAGUCACUCACACAACAGUGUCUCUUAAGAUGAGCGUUGCCCUGCAGCACCCCCGAGCCUAUUCCGCACUGCAGCACAGGGACCCGGGCCCACACGCUCAGCAUCAGCUUCCACACAGGCCCAUGGGGGAGGGGGCCGGGGAAUAACCGAUAGGCAUUAGGGUCUUCUGCUGGCAUUUACUAACCUUGAAGAGUUUGAUAUUCAAAGCACACUCUACUAACUGUUUUGAAAUAGUAAAGUGAAUUUAUCAAAAAGCACUCCCUUUAAGAAUGUUUAUUGGGUAUUUACUGUAUGCAUAGCACUGUGCCAGGCCCCAAGACUAUGCGUGUGGACGUGUGGGGGGCCACCGCUGUUGACGUUGUCAACUCGUUAGCAGCACUGAUAAGCACCCUGGAAUCCUUACU